Ilyonectria robusta is the source of this 1899-nucleotide messenger RNA. RefSeq lists its product as uncharacterized. The record is from RefSeq and is a predicted model, not a curated record. The coding region runs from base 1 to 1899 and encodes 632 amino acids. The transcript is spliced from 9 exons. Lineage: Eukaryota; Fungi; Ascomycota; Sordariomycetes; Hypocreales; Nectriaceae.
AUGUGCAUUGCCACAAUCUUCGUAGAUGUUACCGAACAUCAGAUUGAAGGCCCCAGCGGUUGGGCAGUGGAAAUCAUCCCUACUAAGCAUUUUCGGCGAAAUGAAACGAACAAUCCUAAGAAGAUAUCGACAUGCAAGGACUAUAAAAUCGUGCUCCGUCGUACUUGGAUGCAACAGAGGCAUAUCUCGGGAUUGGUUCGAAUUGACCUCGAAAUCCUAUCGGAAAAUCUCUGUGAGGCUUUGAGGAAUAUUAUUAUUAAUUCCUACGAAGACACAGACCUCAAGAGUUACCCGAUAAAGCUUCGGGCCCCAUUCAAAGAGCUCUUUUUCUACCGAAAGGAGAUUAAAGACCUCUCAGAAGACGAAGACAAUGAUCCGGACCUUCGGAAGGAUGCAAAGGCACUACACGACUUUGUUCAGAAUGAUACCCUCGUGUCGAGUAUCGUCCAAGACCACGAGCGGUUCUACAACAAAGGUCAAGUUCUCAGCGACGUCCUCUGGACAAUCUACCCUCCCAAUAGUCUCGUUGUUCUCAACGCUGGUAAGCUCAGAGAAUGUUGGAUCUGCCGCAAAAUCUCCAUCAGUCGGAAAACCAAGGGGCGCGGCUGGAAGAUCACAGGCUUGAGAAUCGGGUUUGACGGCACGUCAACGGGGCUGACCCGGCAGACCAUUACUCUGCCCAUGACUGGGGUGCAGAAGCGCAAGAUCUCAGACUUGUCUUGGUCAGCAACCCUAAAAAGGGUCCUCGGCACAGAUCUACUUUCGUUCUCAUCGCAGACGUAUGACGGCCCGGCAUGGAAGGAUGAGUUUACGGAAUACGCUGUUGACUUGAAGCCUUUGCAAUCAGCGAAUCAGAUCAGUGGCGACUUCAUGGUCGAUUGCAAGGCAUAUAUUGACCGCCACUUGGAAAGCGCCCCUGAAAUCGAGGACUUGCCAAUAAAACUCAAUGGAGUCAACCUGAGGGCCAAGAUGAUGACCAAUGGAAGAGAAACGUUCCUCGAUAGGAACAAGAUCGAAAUCUCGCCUGAAUUCUCUCUGGAGGGUCUCUACGGGUUGUCGGAAGCGGUAAAAGAUGCCUUUAAUGUGUCAAAGGAGGAAUUUGAGCUGCUGUUCCCCGCCCUGGUUCCUGCAUUUGACCUCCAGGGGAACGAAUGGAAAUGGGUGCUCAGCGAUCAACUUCAGGACCGGGAGUGGAACACAGCAGCUUUUGAGUCCUUGCAGCUUAGGAGUGGCACGAAAGAUCUUGUCCAGUCUCUGAUCAAGGGACACAAGACCACAUCGACUACAUUGGAUGACGCAAUACCCGAUAAGGAACAAGGGCUAACGUUUCUCCUGCAUGGAAAGCCUGGACUGGGUAAGACCCAUACCGCGGAGCAGCUGGAGGUAAGAUUGGAAUCAAUACUUGAUCUCGCAGCACGGUGGGAUGCCGUUUUACUCCUUGACGAGGCCGAUUUACUCUUAAGAAAACGAAACGAAACCGAGGCAGAACAAGAUUCCGUUCUUGCAGAGUUCGAUGUCGCGUUUAAAAACCGCAUUCGGGUCUCCAUCUCGUACCCUGAUCUAACAGAUGAGAUGCAGUCGAAAAUCUGGAAACGAUUGAUCCAGACAAACACAGACAUUAAAUUUGACGACUCUUGGAACGACAAUGUGUUCUCAGCUCUUGGAAUGCUGAGCUUAAACGGGAGGAUGAUGAAUAGCAUCUUACGAACUGCUGUCGCAUAUGCCAAUGCCAGCCAACAGGAACUCGGAGUUCACCAUCUUUUCACAGUUCUGCAGACGGAGUUCGGCGAGGGCGAUGACUUUGAUGGGGCAUCCAUCCCCCCGGAUGGACAAGACAAGAGAAGAAAAGGUCUCGAAGAAUUGAAGGGUCUACAUGAAAUAUAUUCUGCCGCUCAUUAG